AUGUUCCAAGAUGGCGACGUGCAAGAUUCAAAAGUACUUCAACUUUCGGACGAUGGGCUAAAACAACAUGCAAAGUUUGAAAGAGAACUUUUUCAUCAUCACCUAAACCAAAUAGACAUUCAUCGGGAAAGUGCUCGAAACAAAGCUUGGUACAAUCCUACACGUUUGUAUAACUAUUACAAAAUUUAUUGUGGUGUGAAAAAAUGUGAUACAAGCGGGACAAAUCUUCGUGAAUUAGGCAAAGCUGCAGCAGACCAAAGGCGUUCUUCUGGUGCAAUUUAUCUGUCAAGAACCGCAAGUGGCAAAGGACGUCAUUAUCAAGCUAUCACGACGGAUCAAGCAUAUACUUUAAGAGAUCAUUUUAUCAUGCAUUUCGAUUUUCCUUUUCUUAUUUUGUGUAACUUGCGAGCUGCCACCGCUUUCCCUGUCACACCUUCACCAUCGUUGCAUUCUUCGUACUUUCAUUCACCAAUCCUCGAAAAGAUCAAAGCCAAGUUUAAGCCAUCUGAAGAUGGUCCUGCAACGCCAGCAACGCCAGAAGCUAUUCGCACCUAUUCAAGAAGUGAGGAAAGCAAGCUGGCAGAUGCAAAUCGAGCUCGUCAGAAGCAUAAAUACGACAAAUCCACCAGAUGGCGCAUCAAUCCUGCCCGAUACUAUCAUCAAAUUCAAGAAACCAAGGCAAAUAAACAGGUAACAGCGCAUGUCAGAAACUUGACACAGUUAGGAAGCGCUGAAAAAACUGGUUGUGCCCGUUUUGGAAAAACUAAGAGCGGAAAAGACCAUAUCACAGCUGUCAAUUCGGAUCUUUAUAACGAACAACAUAAGCCUACUACUCCUUGA
Molecule: messenger RNA, 840 nt
Organism: Meira miltonrushii
Lineage: Eukaryota; Fungi; Basidiomycota; Exobasidiomycetes; Exobasidiales; Brachybasidiaceae
Exons: 3
Coding region: 1-840 (279 amino acids)
Source: RefSeq, a predicted model, not a curated record